Momordica charantia (bitter melon) is the source of this 1066-nucleotide messenger RNA. The record is from RefSeq and is a predicted model, not a curated record. NCBI's taxonomy places the organism in Eukaryota, Viridiplantae, Streptophyta, Magnoliopsida, Cucurbitales, Cucurbitaceae.
GUUUUAAUUUGUGUUUCCUCAUUUGCCAUCUGCUGCCUUUCUCUCCCUCAGAAAAUUCACUUUUCUCACAGAAUCUAGAAUUUUCUCGGACUCCAAACACUCCUCUCUCUCUCUCUAAACUAACACUGCAAAUGAUGAGCUCUGGAACAGAAUAUAGAAACCGUCCAAUUUGUGAUAAUCUGCAAACCAGAAACCGUAGCCCAAACUACACCACUGAUAAUUCUCAAUCCUGGUGGUGGCACGGCGGCGGACACGGCGGCGCUACUACUACCACCACCACCACCAUGUCAAAGGAAGACGAAUCAAAUUGGGCUUGGCCCAAAGGCUUGGUUAGCAGUGGGCCAGGGCCCAAAACAAGCAUCAAGCAAAUGCAAACAACUAUAUCCCCACCUCAAGGUGGAGAAUCCGCUGCAACACCAAAUAAGAGUAGAGAUGCAUCCAUUAUGCUUCCAUUGAUGAACAAUGAACACCUUGCCUCCACUUCCCACUCAGAGCUUGUUACCCUUCCAAUGACAGCUACAUCGUACCAGUACCAUGAUGCUUGCAAUGGAGGAAUAACGAUGCCUCCAUUUGGGUUUCAAACAUUGAAUUCAGAAUAUAGCAAAGUGGCACAUGGUAGAAUGGCUCUGCCUCUUGCGAUCGCAGAAGAACCUGUUUACGUGAACGCCAAGCAGUACCAUGGAAUUCUACGUCGACGACAAUCCCGAGCCAAAGCCGAAGUUGAAAACAGGAUAAACAGAUCACAAAAGAAGCCCUAUCUUCACGAGUCGAGACACCUGCACGCCAUGAGAAGGGAGAGGGGCUGCGGAGGCCGUUUCGUGAGCAAGAAGAAGAAGGUGGAAAGUUCAGCUUCCAUGGAUGAUGAUGAAAAUGGCAGCAACAUCAGCUUAGGCUCUGAGCCAAUGUCUAAUGGCAGCAGCUGCUAUGAAGGAUCAGGGUUACACUUAUCUGCAUAUAUAUGAUCGAUUCUGCCGUUGGAAUGUUUCUUAAAGUUGGUAGGACGAAAUAGAUGUUAAAUCACUACUCAACCUCAAACCCUAAAUUUAUAAGUUAAUUAGAUCAUAGA